AUGGAUAAGCUUGACUUGGAGAAAGCUACUAAAGUGUGUCGAGCACACGAGAUACCAAGUGCACAGGUAAAAGAACUCCAAGGUACCAGCAGUGAGGUGAAAAUUGAUGCCUUAAAGAGGAACAACUCUCGCCCAUAUAAAACAUUUCAAAAGAGUCGGGACAAUAGACAUGUUACCGAGGGUAAUAUGGAGGCAUUCGAUUGCCGAAGUUGUGGUUUGACUCAUGCACAUCGACAGUGUCUGGUAAAAGAUGCAGCAAUUGUCAAAAAUAUGGCCAUUUCAGGAAAAUGUGUAGAAAUAAAAACGAAUGCAGUAAUAAGAAAAGAAUUUGGAGAAAAUGAUUAUGUAGUCAUUCAGGAAGGCAAAACUUGGCUACCUGCAAUAGUUACCAAAAAAUUAGAUACUCUAAGGUCUUAUAUAGUACAAAGAAACAGUAGCCACAUUAGACCAUCUCGAGGACAUCAUCAAUGA
Messenger RNA from Ceutorhynchus assimilis (cabbage seed weevil), 471 nucleotides. NCBI's taxonomy places the organism in Eukaryota, Metazoa, Arthropoda, Insecta, Coleoptera, Curculionidae. The record is from the annotation of a GenBank genome assembly.